AUGGAUGCCGUUCCUAAUGAAGCAAUAUUCUUCUCCGAUGUUCAGAGAAAACACGUUACGACUGGUCUUUCUAUGCCGGACUUAAUGCCUUUAGCACCCUCGUCUCCAUCUGAGCCUGACGAGGACGAAGAGGUCCUAUUUGCCGGGCGGCAGGCAAAAAUGAUACCCAAGAAAAUGAAGAUACUGAACGAUUCUCUCCGUAGCAGUAGCAAUGCUCCCGCAACCAAUGGGUCAAAGCGUAGCAAUGAUGAAUUGCCCUUAAGAGCCCCUAUUGACUCUGCUAAGGCAACACAUAGCUCUCGUAAGCAGCGUUCGGUGGCUGCUGACGAAGUUAUGUCUGAUUAUAUAACCAACGUCAGCGCCAACGAGUCAAUAGACACCACCUUCGCAGAAUCAUCAAGAGCUGCACCAAACCUCGCCGGGUUUGAUGGAGGACAUAGUGACAGCGACCUUCUUGAACCUGCUUCCGAGGUUGACGAUGAAUGGUCGAGCGCCGAUCUCAGGGACCUUGACGAUUUAAGUACUUCUAGUGGUGGCGUUGAAACGAUUGGCAAAGUACUCAGUCGACGGGAGAGACCAUCAGGCCUACAGUAUCUCGUGGCCGAGAAGGGUAUGGCGGUAGAUGAUGCUCGAUGGCUGUCACUAGAAACGUUGGCCAAAUCUCGAGAAUCGGCAAGACUAGUCCAAUUGUUUGAAGAAAAGAAGGCCUUUCUUUCCAAUUCAGCCUCCGAGGGCGUUUCUGAUAGUGAUCUCGAUGAAGAUGAGAUAAUUGAAAGGGAUGUGCAACAGACGGUUCAUGAGUCUUACCAAGCUCACCAAUUCGAAGAGCGGCGUAAAUACCAGAUGACCGACGAGCGAAUUGCUCGCCUGCUGUCCAAACAAGAGCAACUAGGCAUGGGCUCAAACGAGCUAUUCUUAUUUGACGUUGAUGUAGAUGAUCCAAUGACAAACCGCACUGGUUGUGCUGCUCACCGACCUCAAUCCAAGAGAAAUGCAGCAGGCAAAGCUCGGCAAGAGAGGAAACCUCGACGGCUUUCCGAUACAGUUCUUAGGAUUGAGCCGGAAGAACCGUUUGCUGGGCUAUAUGCGAUGCAGACUCACAUUCCACGCAAAGCGAAAGGUCGGCGCCGGGAAUUGCAGCUCGAUCUUUCCGACUCGGAGCUUAACCAAAGAAUGCAAGAGUCAUGGGCUAACGAUAGAGUCAAGAAGACUAGGCGUAAAAAGGAGCGCGAACAGCUUCGACAACAAGGGCUGCUGGGCAAGGGCCGAAAGGAUAAGCCUGACCUACGAGUCAAGUAUGCUAAUAGCAUAUCUAUACAGGAUCUAAAAGACGAGUUGAGGUGUUUUCUGGCAUCUACAAGUCAAAAUCUCGCGCUGCCACCGAUGAAUCCCUGUGCAAGAAAAUUGGUCCACGAAAUUGGUCAUAACCUAGGUCUGAAUAGCAAGUCUAUGGGUCAAGGCCCAGGUCGGUAUCCAAACUUGUACAAAACAUCAAGGACUCGAGCCUUCGACGAUGUGGCCUUCGAAGGCAUUCGUCACAAGAUCAUGCCUCGCUCGUCGAAGGGUCGGAAGGAAGUAAAAGGAAAGAGGCAAAAGGCUCCAGUGGCCAAGCAGCCAGGACGCCUUGGAUUGCAUAAUCAUUACCAGGAGGGUGAGGUCGUUGGAGCAUCUGCACCUGAGCUCGGGGAGGAAAACAAAGGGCGAGCCAUGUUGGAGAAGAUGGGGUGGAGUACCGGGACAGGCUUAGGCGCAAUAAACAACAAAGGUAUUCCAUUGCCCGUUGCACAAAUCGUGAAGACCACGAGAGCGGGGUUAGGUUAG
Molecule: messenger RNA, 1821 nt
Organism: Bacidia gigantensis
Lineage: Eukaryota; Fungi; Ascomycota; Lecanoromycetes; Lecanorales; Ramalinaceae
Exons: 1
Coding region: 1-1821 (606 amino acids)
Molecular function (GO): nucleic acid binding
Source: RefSeq, a predicted model, not a curated record